AUGGAGGUGAAUGAAGAUUUGGAGGACGAACAGGGGAAGGAGGAGGAGAUUGAAGUGGAGAGCAAGAAGGAAGAGAAUGCUGGAGGUGAGGAGGAAAGGAAAAAAGAGGCCAAUUCUGAAAACCCUAAUUCUAACCCUAUGGGUUUGGAUAGAAGGAAUAGCAAAUGGAGGGACUUGGACAACAAGAUUAACAAUUUGAUCAAGGAAACCAAUUCGGGGAAAAAGAGCACGGAGGAGGAAACCAGUGAAGCUGAGGAGGAAAUCGAAAUGCAGGAAUGGGCAGAAAAAGACAUUAUAAAAAAGGAUUUGAAACAUCUGGAGGAUGUUAUUAUAAUUGUUAAGGAAAAGAUUGAGGAGGAUAAUGAGAACAUCACCAAUUGGGUCGCCAAGACUGAGAAGGCUUUGAAAAGCUUCAUGAACCACAGUCUGGAGGUCUUGAGAGUCUCAUCUCAAAACAUGAAUUCCUUGGUGGAUCACUUAGAGAUGAGAACCCAAAAUAAGGAUUUGGUAAUCAUUGAUGAUUUAUCGACCUCCACCUCUACAACUAGGCGAAGGACCAGGCAGACAACCAGUGAUAUAGAGAAAAAGACUAAGGAGAUUUAG
This is a messenger RNA of Cryptomeria japonica (Japanese cedar), 603 nucleotides long. RefSeq lists its product as uncharacterized. Lineage: Eukaryota; Viridiplantae; Streptophyta; Pinopsida; Cupressales; Cupressaceae. Bases 1 to 603 code for a protein of 200 amino acids. The record is from RefSeq and is a predicted model, not a curated record. The transcript is spliced from 2 exons.